Phaedon cochleariae (mustard beetle) is the source of this 1452-nucleotide messenger RNA. Lineage: Eukaryota; Metazoa; Arthropoda; Insecta; Coleoptera; Chrysomelidae. The record is from the annotation of a GenBank genome assembly.
CAAAUUUCUCUAUGGGUCUACAGUAGGUAUUUCCAGUUUACCAAUGGAAUUUGCUAAUAGAUUGCCGACUGGUCGGCACUGUAUACACUUCCUCAAAUUAUUAUUAUUAUUUAUUAUCAGAAAGCUGAAAACAUUGAAAUAUUCUAUUCAUCUGAACUUGAAUUUUGAUUCCUAAACUCGAACCGCAUCAAUAAUUAGGCAUUGUGAGAACAAGUAAAAAUGUCGAUCCCAGUAAAUUCAUUGGAUGAUGCAGUGGAAGUAGCUAAGAAAGCUGUUAAGUUUGAUGAAGAAGGAGAAACAAAUAUAGCCGCAUAUUAUUAUGAAGCUGCAGCAAGUCUUCUGGAACAGUUAGCUCCAGUCUCUGAUUCUGAGAAAGCUGAACCCAUGAUGGCAAGUGCUAAACAAUAUAAAUUGAGAGCUAAUGACUUGAGAAUGAAAACACCCAAUGAGGGGAGAAUUAAAGGAGAUAUGAAUAAUAUGAUGGCAAAACGGUGCUACUUUUUACUUCAACAGGCAAUUGAGGAAGACGAACAUGGAGACAAACAAGAUGCUAUUGAGCUGUAUGCGAAAGCAGUGGAAUAUAUCACCCAAUUUCCAGAUUUGAUUCAAGGAGAUCUCAAAUCAUUAACCCUCCAAGCACUAGAUAGAGCUGAAGAUCUGAAAGGUAUAAAAAAACAUCAACCUACAAGGUCUUCACAGCCUCUACAUUCAUCAACUGCUAAUAGUUCAUUACAUGAGAAGUCUACAUCUUCUGCAAAACCUGUACCCAAACCAAAACAAGCUUUUCACAGAGCAUCCAAUGUCAACUUGCAAGGGGCUGGAAAUGACACCUACAGUGAUGAAGAGAAGGAAGUACUCUUAUUUACAUCUCAUAUUAAUAAAAGGGACUAUGUUCCCUUCAUGAGUAUUGACUUGUUAGAAAAAUUUCAAUAUUCUAUGCCAUUUAGUGAUCAAGCUGGAUUCCUCACCCUAGCCCCUAAACAAAAGAGAGAUUUCUACAAGUUUGUUAGACCAGAAGAAUUGUGCAGUGAUCCCUGUAUUGUAUUUGGCUCAGUUCCCAAUUACCUGAACAUCAAACAAACUGUUAUUUCAGACUGCUCUUUUGUGGCUAGUCUAGCAGUCAGUGCUUCUUAUGAAAAGUCUUUUGGCAAAAAACUAGUCACUGCCAUAAUUUUUCCCCAGUCCAAAGAUAAACAGCCUUUGUAUAAUCCAUUUGGCAAAUACAUGGUCAAAUUACAUAUAAAUGGAAUAGCAAGAAAAGUCAUCAUUGAUGAUAGUUUGCCUAUUGAUAAGUUUGGUAGAUUGUUAUGUUCCUAUUCAAGCAAUAAAAAUGAGUUUUGGAUAUCCCUCUUGGAAAAAGCAUAUAUGAAGGUUAUGGGAGGAUAUGACUUUCCUGGAAGUAACAGUGUGUACCCUUAUUUGAUGUCCUGCAAUAAUAACUUGAAUGAAUAG